Molecule: messenger RNA, 851 nt
Organism: Hydra vulgaris (swiftwater hydra)
Lineage: Eukaryota; Metazoa; Cnidaria; Hydrozoa; Anthoathecata; Hydridae
Source: RefSeq, a predicted model, not a curated record
AAAAUAAUUUCAAAAUAAUCAACAAUAAAUUGAAAUUUAAUUUUCAUAAGACUCAUACAUAUGCAACUAGUUUUUGCAGAAGUGAGACGUCAAGAAAUCGCUUUCGAAAGAGCUCUCAGACGAGAAAGAAUAUUUAAAGACCGAAACAACCCACUCGAUAUUUAUGAUGACAUAAGCUUAUAUAAAAGGUUUAGGUUUCGUAAAGCAUCUAUUUUCUAUUUGACCGAUUUGCUGCGAAUAGAUUUAGAGCCAAAGUCAAACCAAACUUUAAUUGUGGCCCCUAUUUUGCAAGUGUUAUGUGCACUUCGAUUUUAUGCAACAGGAUCUUUUCAAAUUGUAGUUGGUGAUUCUACAGCAGCUUUCAUUCAACCGACUAUUUCAAGAAUCAUUUGCCGAGUUUCUGUAGGCCUAGCGAAACGAAUUAAAAUGGCUUGGGAGCACACAUGUUGCAUUUUAAGAGAAUUAAAACUUGGUAAGAAAUUUAUAGAUGGAACUCUUAAAGGCUUACUUCUUGGUGAUUCCGGCUAUCCGUGUUUUCUUUGGUUACUUACGCCCUAUUUAAAUCCAACUACAGCAUCUCAGCGUAGAUAAAAUAUAUCUUUAAGAAAAACACGGAUUUAUAAUUGAACAAAUGUUUGGAAGGUGGAAAAGAUGCUUUCAUUUGCUUCAUGAUGAAGUUCGAAUGACCCCUGAAAGAACCUGUACCUUAACUGCUGCGUGCGCAGUAUUGCAUAAUUUAGCAAUACAGUUAAAUGACGGAGACAUGGAUGAAAAUCCAAUCGAAAAUUAUGAAAAUGAUAAUGAAGAUAUUGUAGAUGAAAAUAAUUUCCAAUUUCGUGAUGAUUUUGCUU